Molecule: messenger RNA, 207 nt
Organism: Schistosoma spindalis
Lineage: Eukaryota; Metazoa; Platyhelminthes; Trematoda; Strigeidida; Schistosomatidae
Source: the annotation of a GenBank genome assembly
AUGUUGAUCAACCUCCAGGCAAAGUGUUUCAUUGAAUCAAACAGUGAAGUUAAAUAUCUUGUUCAUCCAUCAAUAAGACAAUCAUUAGGGAUGUUCAAUCUGUUUACAUGUCUUGUCUCUAUUAGAAGUAUGAAUUACAGAAUCCAGAAUAUGACAGUCAAUUGGUUUAUGCUUAAUGCAAAGAUUUUAUGGGUAGAACAACAAUGA